This is a messenger RNA of Solanum verrucosum, 1522 nucleotides long. RefSeq names its product IAA-amino acid hydrolase ILR1-like 3. Gene Ontology annotation, molecular function: IAA-Ala conjugate hydrolase activity. NCBI's taxonomy places the organism in Eukaryota, Viridiplantae, Streptophyta, Magnoliopsida, Solanales, Solanaceae. Gene Ontology annotation, biological process: auxin metabolic process. Gene Ontology annotation, cellular component: endoplasmic reticulum. The transcript has 5 exons. The coding region runs from base 67 to 1395 and encodes 442 amino acids. The record is from RefSeq and is a predicted model, not a curated record.
AUCACGAAUACCGAGUACUAAAAAGGAGUCUGGAUAGUAGACUCCUCACAUUUUGGUUUUCCAUUGAUGGAUUCGUUAAGCACAAACUUGUUCUUCUUCCUCUGCAUAUUCUUACUGGUAUUAACAUGUUUUCCAUACAAUUUAUGGGCUGUAGAAGAGACCCUUUUGAGAUCUGAAACUGAGUUGCUAACUCAUGAACUUCUUGAAUCGGCGAAGCAGCCGGAGUUUUUCGAUUGGUUAAAAAGGGUUCGGAGGAGAAUCCAUGAGUACCCAGAAUUGGCUUUUGAAGAAUACAAAACGAGUCAAUUCGUUCGAGAUGAGCUGGAUUUGCUUGGGAUUGAGUAUGUAUCGCCAGUAGCGAAAACGGGUCUGGUUGGAACUGUCGGGUCGGGUCGUCAACCAUGGUUUGGUUUGAGAGCUGACAUGGAUGCUCUCCCUAUGCAGGAAUUGGUAGAUUCAGAGUACAAAAGCAAGAUCAAUGGCAAAAUGCAUGCCUGCGGCCAUGACGCUCAUGUCACCAUGUUGCUUGGAGCAGCUAGAUUGCUUCAAAAUAGAAGGGACAAGUUGAAGGGCACGGUUAAGCUAGUCUUCCAGCCUGCAGAAGAAGGCUAUGCUGGAGCCUCCUAUAUGAUAGAAGAAGGAGCAUUAGAUGGGGUUAAAGCAAUAUUUGGCAUGCAUGUCUGGCCAUUUAUUCCCACUGGUAUUAUUGGUUCAAGACCUGGUCCUAUUAUGGCUGGUGCAGGAAGGUUUACAGCAAUAAUGCAAGGGAAAGGUGGACAUGCAGCAACACCACAUAGAACUAAGGAUCCUAUUCUUGCUGUUUCUAUGGCAGUUCUUGCACUCCAGCAACUUGUUUCUCGAGAAACUGAUCCUCUCGAGUCUAGGGUUGUCUCUGUUGCAUUUGUAGAUGGUGGUGAGGCUGGAAAUGUGAUCCCUGAAAGUGUGAAAUUUGGUGGAACGUUCCGGUUCAUGACGUUUGAGGGUCAUUCCUAUCUUAAGCAAAGGAUCAAAGAGAUCAUCGAGACACAAGCAAGUGUACAUCAGUGUUCAGCCACUGUUGAUUUUGCGGAGGACUUACUGAGACCAUAUCCACCAACUGUAAACGACCCCACGAUGUACGAGCAUGCUAAGAAAGUUGGAGAAGUCUUACUCGGUGAGAAAAACGUGCAGUAUGCCUCAAUUACAAUGGGUGCAGAGGACUUCAGCUUCUAUUCCCAGAAGAUGCCUGCUGCAUUUUUUAUCAUCGGAGCACAAAAUAAAACGGCCACCGCGACUGGUGUUAAAGGUUUACACUCCCCUUACUUCACUCUUGAUGAAGAUGUUCUUCCAAUAGGUGCGGCCCUCCAUGCUGCUGUUGCCAUUUCUUAUUUUGAUACACAUGUUCAGAUACAGUAGAAUUAUACAUUUUUGGAGAUCGAAGAAUCAUCCCAUUUGUAAAUGAAAAAUAUUUUGAUUUUAAUGAACAAGAAGUCCAUAUGGAGCCACUUCUGGGCUAACCACAUCCUUCGAUUCUCCGCUUAAA